CCGGCCUGAGUGAAAGUGUCAGUCGCCGCCGGUCCUCUGCCUCCUCACGCUCGCAGCGCCCGCUGGAGCCCGCCACCAUCCCCACGACGUGUUGCCCUGCACCCGCAGUCAUGUGCCGGACCCUGGCCGCCUUCCCCACCACCUGCCUGGAGAGAGCCAAAGAGUUCAAGACACGGCUGGGGAUCUUUCUUCAUAAAUCAGACCUGGGCUCUGAUACGGGGAGUGUUGGCAAGUUCGAGUGGAGCAGCAAACACAACAAAGAGGGCAGAAACUUCUCAGAAGAUGUGCUGGGAUGGAGAGAGUCGUUCGACUUGCUACUGGGCAGUAAAAAUGGAGUGGCUGCCUUCCACGCUUUCCUAAAGACGGAGUUCAGCGAGGAGAACCUGGAGUUCUGGCUGGCCUGCGAGGAGUUCAAGAAGAUCCGCUCGGCCGCCAAGCUGGCCUCCCGGGCUCACAGGAUCUUUGAAGAGUUCAUCCGCAGCGAAGCCCCAAAAGAGGUUAACAUAGACCACGAGACCAGGGAGCUGACCAGGACGAACCUGCAGGCCGCCACGGCCACAUGCUUCGAUGUGGCUCAGGGGAAGACACGCACACUGAUGGAGAAGGACUCCUACCCACGCUUCCUGAAGUCACCCACUUACCGGGACCUGGCCACCCACGCCUCUGCCACCAGCACCUCUCCAUCCAAGGGCAGCCCAGCAGAGCCCUCACACACCUGAGCCUCAUGGCAGUGAGGAGCCAGCCGGGAAGAGAGGUGGAGUCACCCAGCCCCGAGGCCGCCGCCCCUGUGUGGGAGGCAGGUUCCGCAAAGCUGGCAAGAGGACAGUGAAGGAAAACGCCGAUCCCGCUCCUCCAGAUCCCGUGGGACUGAAUUUCAUGCGUGAGAUGGUCCCCCACGUGCAGGACUUACGGAUAAGGGCUGAAGAGGGCGGUCGCGUGGGGCUCUCUGGGGAGAAGGGUGGUGGUGUGAGAGUUGCCAUUAGCUCUUGUCAUUCGCAAAGGGACAAGAAAUGUUCCAGGGCGGUUUGGGAAAUAUGUGACUAAAGGGAAACUUGAAAACGAGAGAGGGGAAGACAGCCAGAUCGGCCGUUCUGCCUGUUGACGGACUGCACCCUGAUCCCAGACUGUCCUGGGCACGGGAGGGAGCCGUGGGUGUGGACCCUUCCCGUUCUGCCACCUCACCUGCCUCUGGGCUGCCCGAGGGUCCCUUAGCUUGGACUUAACACUGCUGUGUCAAGGCCAGGGAACCAAUGUGAUGCUUGCCGCAGUGAGAUUGUUAUACCUCAAAAACUGGCCGUUGAGCCCCUUUCCAAGUCAGUAGAGCCCCGGAAAGGA
This is a messenger RNA of Pteropus alecto (black flying fox), 1335 nucleotides long. It is a transcript of the gene RGS16, whose product is annotated as regulator of G protein signaling 16. NCBI's taxonomy places the organism in Eukaryota, Metazoa, Chordata, Mammalia, Chiroptera, Pteropodidae. The coding region runs from base 111 to 719 and encodes 202 amino acids. The record is from RefSeq and is a predicted model, not a curated record. The transcript is spliced from 5 exons.